This is a messenger RNA of Cylindrotheca closterium, 825 nucleotides long. Lineage: Eukaryota; Bacillariophyta; Bacillariophyceae; Bacillariales; Bacillariaceae. The record is from the annotation of a GenBank genome assembly.
AUGAGUACUACUAACACUCCUAUUACUCCAGUUGGAAAGCAAUCUGCUCCACAGAGUGAUACUGCAAAUGAGUCUGAAGUAGAAGACAAAGUGAUCGUUGAACCAGCAAAUGUGGCGACAACGCCCUUCUCGAACGAUGAUAUCCAAGUAAUCAGUUCGUUAGUCUGGGUCAAAUACAACACUUCAAAACGAAAGGAAAUUCGAGACUUUCUCAAUUCGGCAGGUAUUUCUACAUGGGGCAAAUUAGAAGGAGGCGAUUUUUCUGAAAUUGAAUUUGAUCCCAACAUUAAUCCCUUCACAAACCUCAAGAAACAAAUGACCCGCCAACGUUUUAUCAAGGUAUUGACUUAUGCUGCCUUGACAAAACAACGACUCAGUUCCUCGCUAACUUUCAGUGAAGUCAACAAAACUCUGAAAGAAAUGUCCUCAACACCAAGCUCUCCGACCGAUUCAUCAAGUUCAUCCUCCAGCAAAUCUGGAACCGACAAUCGCCCGUUCAAACUACAAGUUCCCGAUCUACCGGCGUUCUCUGGUCGCACUGAUCAGUAUCCAGGUUGGAAACGGAAGAUAAUGCAUGAACUUGGCAAACGAGCUCUUUGGAACGUCCUUGAUUCCGAUGAUUAUCAUGCCAAGAACCCCCAAAUUUCUGAAGCAAUCUUUAGCGCAAUUGCUGCUGCUUUAUCUGAUGGGCUUGCAUCUCCAUUGAGCAAAGAAUUGGAAUCUGCAAAGGAAUUCAACGCAAGAAAUUGUAUCUUGUCCUUGAAAAGAGUUUUAAUACUCCUGCAAAUUGAGCGAACUACGUUGUCCAUGCAGUUAAAGAUUUGA